This is a messenger RNA of Pogona vitticeps (central bearded dragon), 1565 nucleotides long. The record is from RefSeq and is a predicted model, not a curated record. Lineage: Eukaryota; Metazoa; Chordata; Lepidosauria; Squamata; Agamidae.
UGGAGAGCAUCGCCUCUUUCUUCCUGUACUGACCUGUACUCUCGCCCACAUCUCCAUUUUCCCUCUCUCCCUCCAGACCCUUCGGGGACUCUGUGGGGCGGCAGUGACCACAGCAGGCCCCAACCCUUCUGGCUGGGAUCCGAUCCGAGCGACACAGAGGCUGUCUCCUGCGAGAUCAACGCCUACAUCCCACACGAGGCCCACGUCCAGUGGGCGGCGGGGCUGGAGCAGGGAAAGGGCUGCCCCCGGUCUGUGGGGCAGGGCAAGUGGUUCAUCGCCACCGUCCAGAACCCAGAGGCCGGCUACGGGUUCAGCAGCAUCCUGAACGAGGAAGAGGCGCUGCCUUGGAAACAGGAGGCGGUUGCCGGGAGCAGGAUCACCACGACAACAGCGGUCCUGUCGGUCUUCUCCCGGACGCCCCAGCUGCAGGCCCGCCUGGGCCAGGAUGUGCUCAUCGACUGCGGCUUCUCUGGCCCGGCCUCCCCGUUCUCCGUGGAGUGGCGGCUCCAGCACGGCGGGGCCGGCCGGGUAGUGCUAGCCUACGACGGGGCCGCCCGCAAGGUCUCCGUGGCCGAGAAAGGGACCCGGCUCUUCCUCGACCCGGAGACCAACAACGUCUCGCUGCAGCUGCAGGGCAUCGCGGCGCGCCAGGAGGGGACCUACAUCUGCACCGUCUACCUGCCCCACCUGCGCGCCCAGCAGGCGAUGGAGCUGAAGGUGGUGGAGCCUCCCACGGUCACCCUCCGCCCAGACCCUCUCUCGGUGCCCCCCGGUGCCCCCGUGGAGCUGGCCUGCGAGGUCUCUGGCUUUUACCCCCAGAAGACCUCUGUGAACUGGCGGCGGAAGAGCCCUGGGGGCACCCCGGAGGCCCUCGUGGAGACCUGGGAGUCGGGGCAUCGGCAGUCCCCCGAUGGCACUUACAGCUUCACCAGCCAUGCCCGCAUCCUGCCCGUCCAGCCCCAAGACCAUGGCGCUUCCUACAGCUGCCAUGUGGCCCACCCAGGACUGGCAGAGGGUGGCUUGCGGAAGACGGUGAAGUUCCACGUGGCAGGUUCCUCCGGCCCCUCUUUGGAGGACGCCAUCGGCUGCUUCCUGAUUGCCUUCGCCUUGUUCGGAUUCCUGCAGGCAUUUCUCAGAUGGGCAUCCGGAGAGCAAAAAAAAUCGGAGAAGGUAGAAUGAGCCCGGCAGCCACCAGGCCUUGCCCCUCCGGUUUGGUGGCAGCCGAGGCUCCCUUCCAGGAGAAAGGAUGACGCUGGAACUUGACCUCAGGCUGCCAAACUGCUUGGACGCCUCUCCUCCCCCGUUGCCUGUCCACAGCACCCCUGGGUGUCAUGUGGAUAGGGAAGGCCUUCUGCAGAGUGUGACUUCUUUUGAUUUUUCAUGGUGUGGUUGCAAAGCCUCAGCUUUUGUGCCUAGGAGUUAUUUUUUGGGGGGGGGGUGCUGUACAUAGUCGCUUUCUCCCUUCUCUCUCCCCCUCCCUUAUUGAGAAAUUUCCCCCCACGGCUUCUGCUCUGGUGGUCUCAUGGGCUUUGCAGGAAAGCACUGAGAAGCAAAAAAUAAAAAAU